Cydia splendana is the source of this 1791-nucleotide messenger RNA. RefSeq names its product intraflagellar transport protein 56 (gene Ttc26). Gene Ontology annotation, cellular component: intraciliary transport particle B; ciliary basal body; ciliary base. Lineage: Eukaryota; Metazoa; Arthropoda; Insecta; Lepidoptera; Tortricidae. Gene Ontology annotation, biological process: intraciliary anterograde transport; intraciliary transport involved in cilium assembly. The record is from RefSeq and is a predicted model, not a curated record. Gene Ontology annotation, molecular function: intraciliary transport particle B binding; protein binding. The coding region runs from base 56 to 1774 and encodes 572 amino acids. The transcript has 13 exons.
CAGGGGUGAAAUUUUAGAAGUGAAACGCAUGUAAAAUAGUGAAAUCUCGUGAAAAAUGAUCCUGUCAAGGUCGAAGCCCGCGACGGACAGCCGCGCCAGCAGCAGCUCGGCCAAGCACGUGCCACAGCUUGAGGACUUCGUCAUCAAGCGGGACUACGUUGGGGCUCUCACGAUGCUUGAGUUCCUUAAGCACGAAGGCAACACGGAGGUGUGGCCUGACGUGUGGGCGGCGUGGUGCUAUUUCCACCUCGGCGAGUAUCGUCAUGCACUUGACGCGUAUAAGCGCGUGUUAGCGCGCAGUCCGCUGGACCCGCUUAUAGCUGAUACUGGGCGAAUGGAUCUCGCUGUCUGCUACUUCUACCUGGGAAUGUACAAGGAGUCACAAGAGGCUGUAGAGGAAGCACCGAAUUGCGCACUCAAGACCCGUCUCCAAUUCCACCUGGCCCACAAGCUCGGCGACGAGGAAACACUCAUGAGUGCGCACGCGGCACUCCGUGACGUGCCCGAGGACCAGCUCAGCUUAGCCUCUGUGCACUAUCUGCGCGCGCAUUACCAGGAGGCCAUCGAUGUUUACAAGAAGCUUCUGCUGGAGAAGAGAUAUUAUAAAUACCAAGACGAUGACGAAACGGAUUGGAUUAAACUAUUGCCGUAUGAAUCAGGGGCAUACAUGGCCCUGAAUGUGUACGUGGCCCUGUGCUACUACAAGCUGGACUACUACGACGUAUCUCAAGAGGUCCUAGGGGUGUAUCUGGCGCAGCAUCCCACGUCCACCGUCGCCGGCAACCUGAAGGCCUGCAACCUCUUCAGGCUGUACAACGGGAAGGCAGCCGAGAACGAGUUGAAGCAGAUCGCGUCGGAGCAGCACACGUUCGGACAGGACCUCGUCAAGCACAACCUCGUCGUGUUCCGGAAUGGAGAAGGAGCUUUGAAGGUGUUGCCUGAGCUGGUGGACGUGGUGCCCGAAGCGCGGCUGAACCUGGCCGGCUACCGACUCCGAGCCCGCGACGCGCUGGAGGCGCGCGCCCUGCUGGAGCCCCUCCAGCCCACCUCGCCCCUGCACUACAUCCUGCGCGCCGUCGUGGCCGUGCGCCUCUACAACGACACCGGGGAUGAGGAGCAGAUGAAGCUGGCCCAGCAGAGCUACCACCUGGUGGGCAGCUCGGCGUCGGAGUGCGACACCAUCCCCGGGCGGCAGUGCAUGGCCUCCUCCUACUUCCUGGCGGCGCACUUCGAGGAGGUGCUGGUCUACCUCAACUCCAUCAAGAGCUUCUUCGUCAAUGAUGACACCUUCAACUUUAACUAUGCUCAGGCGAAAGUGGCGGCGGGAUUAUACCGGGAGGGCGAGGAGUGUCUCCUAGCCAUCCAGGACGACGCCAUGCGGAGCUCCUUCACGUACUUGGCGUGCCUGUGCCGCUGCCAUAUCAUGAACAAGGACGCUCAUCUCGCCUGGGACAUCUGUGCUAAGGCGGCGGGCACUCCAGACAGCUUCGCCCUAUUGCAGCUGGUGGCCAACGACAGCUACAGAAUGGGGCAGUUCCUGGUCGCUGCCAAGGCCUUCCACAUGCUUGACAAACUGGACGGCGGCCCCGAGAUGUGGGAGGGGCUCCGCGGCGCAGUGUGCGGCGUGGCGCAGGCCGCCGCCGCGGGCCGCGCGGGCGCCGCCGCCGAGCUGCGCGACGCGCUGCCGCUGCUGCGCGGGACCAGGGCGCCGCGCGCCGACCACAUACUGCGCCCUAUAGCGCGCUGGGCGCAGCAGAAUAGGAUACCUGUUUAAUAAAUGUUUCUACAGAA